AAAUUCUAUUGCUAAAUGUAUUUACCAUUGAUAGUAUUCAUCAGUUUUCUAUCUUUCCUAUUCUAGCAAUCUUCAAGUGAAUCCGUUCAGGAGCAUUCUUCUGCAACGAGACAACAGGGCAGAAAUUGCUACGCUACUGGUAGUUACCGCGUUACUACAAGCAUUUCAGUUAUCAGUUAUCUUAUUAUCUGGUCAUCGUCGUAUGGCUCCAUGUGCACUUCGCAUAAUCGCAAUCGUAGGAAAUCUCAUCUACCAUACCUUCGUCGACGGCCAAGGUGAUCGGAUACGGUCUUUGUUUUCAUCAACAUUUUAUAAUCGUAGCGAUGCCAAGAAAUUCAUGUUCUAUUGA
Molecule: messenger RNA, 349 nt
Organism: Strongylus vulgaris
Lineage: Eukaryota; Metazoa; Nematoda; Chromadorea; Rhabditida; Strongylidae
Source: the annotation of a GenBank genome assembly